AUGUCAGUGAGAGCAAGCAAUGCUCUGAGAGGCCCCCGAGCACUCUUCAGACCCGCGAGCUAUGCGCGUUACAGGAACAUGAUAAAAGAAGAGCCGGAGCAGACGCAGAUGCAGAAGCCAAAGGGAAAGCGAACCACAAGGCCCUGGCCAAGUGGUCUGCAGGUGCCAGGAGCCAGAUCAGCACGUCCGAUUCCCGCAGACCCCAGUGCCAAGUAUACCAUUAUAAAAAUCCCGAAUACCUCCAUAGCCUUUUCAAGCUGGCCGACGCUCAACAAGUUCAAACCAGCGCUGCAACCACGAGCAAAGGGAACUAUACCUCCUGGCGCAGUAGCUGGUGUUCAGGCAACAGUCGACACCGAUAUGGAGAUGGCCAUUCUCCCUUAUCUGUAUAACGAUCUCGGCGUGCUGAUCUUUGAAGGCCCACAGUGGGAGCAGGUUAGGAUUAUGGCAAAUAUCCUUCAGAGCGUCGAAUGUGAAGAGUGUAGACUGCCAAAAAGAGAUUGGACUACGGGCAACGCAUCAUUCGAAGUGAAAUAUGACAAGUGGAACGUGUAUCGUAUAAAGUUAAAUGCAAGAAAACACACUGAGAUCACUUUUCAGAAGAACCGCGGAAAGAAACGCAGCAUAAAACCCAAUGGACUGUAUGACCUUACCAAUAUUGCACUUGAGAAAUGGAAAGCGGAUGGGAUAGGAGGACCUGUGCCUGUUGAGCCUGUGCCUGGCUCUAUCAAUAUGUACAUUGUGAACCACAUUGGCGGCCCAGGGCUAGCGAAUGAUACCAUCAAUGGAUCGUUUCUACCACAACUGCAUGUCUACGUCGCGACCGGGAUUCGGGACAACACAAUUUACAUGAGCAUCGAGUUCCAUACCGUUGGCACAAGACGCUUAGUCGGCGUCACAAACCUCAAACUUAGCCCGACCUUCAAAAUGCCAUCAACCAAAGACAUGGCCGAGAAACCCCCUCAAGAAGGGGUUGAUAAAACCACCAACUUCGACCAAAAGUUCGCCUCCCUCGAGGAGAAGAUGAAGGCCAGUAGGAAAGGAGAUACUCAUUCCUUAAAGCAAGCAUCUCAGCCUCCACCAACGCAUGCCAGCGGCAUAGAAACUCCGAGGGAGCUUUACGAAAAGCUUGUACCAAGUAAUACAAACCGAAACAGCGAGAUAUAUAGACGAGCAAUGUUCAAGGUAUACAAGCUGGAGCAUAAACUCUGGGCGCAGAGGAAGAGGGCUCUUGGGAAGGAAAAAAAGGAUCAGCGAAGGACUAAAAGCUUUACCAGGAAACACAAGAGAAGGUUGGCAGCCGUGGCUCAAAUAGAAGAAAAGUAUAUAGAUGCUGAUGGAGAGGCUUAA
Messenger RNA from Fusarium tjaetaba, 1350 nucleotides. RefSeq lists its product as uncharacterized. The transcript has 3 exons. The coding region runs from base 1 to 1350 and encodes 449 amino acids. Lineage: Eukaryota; Fungi; Ascomycota; Sordariomycetes; Hypocreales; Nectriaceae. The record is from RefSeq and is a predicted model, not a curated record.